AAAAAUAUUUGAUUGGGUUUGUAAGGGAGAAGUGAGAAUACAGUAGCAUUACCCAUCCGAAAAUAUCGCCUGACCAAACCAAAGCUAAGCUAUUACUCUUCCCGCCGGUGUUUGUUAUCACGUCCUUCUCCGGCCACAAAAUCCCUCUUUUUCUCUCUCUAAAACUCCACAAAUUAGAGAGAGAAAAAAAUGGGAUAACCUUUUAUCUCUCUUCAAUCCCCACUAAAAACCCUAAGUUUCUCUCUCUUCAUUUGUCCGAGCAAUCGAAGCCCUAAAGAGUGAGAGGGAGAGAUAUGUACAAAGAAAGAAGAGUUAGCGGUGGAUCGAAGACGGAGAUGAUGGGACGUGUAGGUGAUAGGAAGAGAUUAAAUGAAGCUUUGGAUAAGCACUUGGAGCGCUCUUCUCCUUCUACCUCUACUACUACUCUUAGGGAUACUACUAAUGGCGGAAAGGAUCAUCGCUUUCAUUUGUCCAAAUCAAAGGACCAUCUCAGAAACUCCGCUCCUACUCCUGAUAAUAAUAAUAAUAAGUGCUCUGAUGUAGAAUCAGAAACAGACAGUGAGGCGUCAGAUAUUAGUGGUUCUGAUGGAGAAGACACUUCAUGGAUCUCAUGGUACUGCAGUCUACGUGGGAAUGAGUUCUUCUGUGAAGUUGAUGAUGACUACAUCCAAGAUGACUUUAACCUAUGCGGUCUAAGCAGCCUCGUACCAUAUUAUGAUUAUGCACUUGAUCUGAUUCUAGAUGUCGAAUCUUCUCAUGGUGAUAUGUUUACAGAAGAACAGAAUGAACUAGUUGAAUCAGCAGCGGAGAUGCUUUAUGGUCUAAUACAUGCCCGCUACAUAUUGACAACGAAGGGACUCGCUGCUAUGUCAGAGAAGUACAAGAAUGCUGAGUUUGGGAGAUGUCCAAGAGUUUACUGCUGUGGACAACCAUGCCUCCCUGUUGGUCAGUCGGACAUUCCUCGACAAAGCAGGGUGAAUAUAUACUGUCCUCGAUGUGAAGAUGUGUAUACUCCUCGGUCAAGAUAUCAUGAGAACAUUGAUGGAGCUUACUUCGGAACCACAUUUCCGCACCUAUUCUUGAUGACUUAUGGACACCUCAAGCCACAGAAGAUUUCUCAGAGCUAUGUUCCCAGAGUGUUUGGUUUCAAGGUCCACAAGCCGUGAUCCUGGUAGUGACCUACUGGCAAUGUUUUUCCUUAUUAAUGUGCUAGGAGAGGUAAUACUUAUAAUAGCACAUCUAGAAUUGUAAGGUUCUGUUAUAGGUUUUAUUCUCAUACAGGCUUUUGAAGAUGCUGUGUGAUAACAAAUUAACUUGAGCUACUUCUAUGUAUGAAGAUACUUUCCAUGCUA
This is a messenger RNA of Capsicum annuum, 1352 nucleotides long. Its product is annotated as casein kinase II subunit beta-3. NCBI's taxonomy places the organism in Eukaryota, Viridiplantae, Streptophyta, Magnoliopsida, Solanales, Solanaceae. The transcript is spliced from 5 exons. The coding region runs from base 294 to 1166 and encodes 290 amino acids. Gene Ontology annotation, molecular function: protein kinase regulator activity. The record is from RefSeq and is a predicted model, not a curated record. Gene Ontology annotation, cellular component: protein kinase CK2 complex; cytoplasm.